Messenger RNA from Syngnathus acus (greater pipefish), 2026 nucleotides. It is a transcript of the gene chrng, whose product is annotated as cholinergic receptor, nicotinic, gamma. The record is from RefSeq and is a predicted model, not a curated record. Gene Ontology annotation, molecular function: acetylcholine-gated monoatomic cation-selective channel activity; transmembrane signaling receptor activity. Lineage: Eukaryota; Metazoa; Chordata; Actinopteri; Syngnathiformes; Syngnathidae. The transcript is spliced from 12 exons. Gene Ontology annotation, cellular component: postsynaptic membrane; synapse; neuron projection. The coding region runs from base 85 to 1755 and encodes 556 amino acids. Gene Ontology annotation, biological process: regulation of membrane potential; signal transduction; nervous system process.
CAGGUCCAUUAAGCAGUGGGCAUAUGUUUCUGCGUUCAUAAGGUUUUGUCAGACAGAGCAGCACAUCAACACACACACGUGCAGAUGGCUUUUCUUCUCUCUGGGUCAUUUCUCUUGAGGAUAUUUAUGAUUUCUACCACAGCGUUCGCCCUCAACCUCGAAGGAGAACUUUUCAAGGACUUAAUGAAAGGCUACAACAAGAAAGUGCGGCCCGUCGAGAACAGCGGCGAUGUGACUCAGGUGACCGUCAAGAUGACCCUUACCAACCUCAUCUCCCUGAAUGAAAAGGAGGAGGCCCUGAUGACUAGCGUUUGGAUCGAAAUGCAAUGGUGCGACUACAGACUCCGAUGGGACCAGCCACCUCGAUCCGCUUUAUACAAGAACAUCACAUGGGAGCUCCGCGUCCCCUCCAAGAUGAUCUGGCUCCCUGAUGUCAUCCUGGAGAACAAUGUGGAUGGCCAAUUUGAAGUGGCGCUGUAUUGCAACGCGUUGGUGUCUCCUAACGGCUGCGUGUACUGGUUGCCUCCCGCCAUCUACCGCAGCGCCUGUGCCAUCACUGUCAACUAUUUCCCCUUCGACUGGCAGAACUGCACAAUGGUCUUCCGCUCCCAGACCUACAGCGCCAAUGAGAUUGAACUUGUUCUAAAAAAGGAGGACAACCAAACUCUGGAGUGGGUUGACAUUGACCCUGAGGCUUUCACGGAAAAUGGAGAAUGGGCCAUCAAACACAGGCCAGCAAAGAAGGUGAUUAACAGCCAGUUUACCAAAGACGACCUGGAAUACCAAGAGUUGGUCUUCUUCCUCAUCAUCCAGAGAAAGCCCCUCUUCUACAUCAUUAAUAUCAUCGCACCCUGCGUGCUCUUUUCCUCUCUCUGCCUGCUUGUUUACUACCUACCCGCCAAAGCCGGUGGCCAGAAGUGCACCAUGUCCAUUGCCACUCUUCUGGGCCAGACCGUGUUCCUCUUCCUCAUUGCUCGAAAGGUUCCAGAGACGUCCAAGGCGGUUCCUCUUAUUGGAAAGUAUCUGAUGUUUGUGAUGUCGGUGACCACCGUUGUGGUGAUGAACUGCGUGGUGGUUCUCAAUGUUUCGCUGAGAACACCAAGCACUCACCUGAUGUCAGACCAAGUGAGAAAGAUCUUUCUGAACGUUCUGCCUCGGCUAUUGAGGAUGCAAAUGCAGCCCUGGACACCCGAUCACGACGCCUCCGCUGAACCCGACAAAGGUGACGGCGGAGUCGACGAAAGGAACAAAGUAGAUCCGGCCCCGUGUCGGCGCCGCAGCUCCAUGACGCUAAUCAACAAGGCGGAGGACUAUAUCCUGAGAACAGCUCGGACCGAACUCAUGUUUGCCCGACUCAAAGAGAGAAAUGGACUGAUGAAGUCAGUCCUCGAAACAUUGGAAAAAGGCCCAGACGAGGGAACCGCCGAGCGACUCGGUCUCAGUUUGGCUAAAGCUGCCCCGGAACUCAAACAGUGCGUGGCUUCGUGUAAACGCAUCGCUGAGACGACAAAGCAACAAAACACCUAUCAAAACGAGAAUGAAGAGUGGAUUCGGGUCGCCCGGGUUAUGGACCGGGUCUGCUUCAUUGUCAUGGCUUUGCUUUUUUUUGUCGGCACCAUCGCCAUCUUCCUGUUGGGUCACUUCAACCAGCCGCCUUCUUCGCCCUUCCCGGGGGAUCCAAAGAAGUACCUUCCCAUGACAGAAAAUCUUACACAUCUACCUGAUACCAGGCCAGUAGAAGACCUGCUGGGUUGAAGCAGAUCACCUCAUGUCUAUUCUUUCAGGAUUCAAACUGAUCCUUCAGUUUUAGUCAGUACAAACCAAGGUUAACUGUUUUUUUUUUCUGGUGAUGAAAAGCUCCAUGGUUGUAAUCCAGGAACCCUGUUUUAUGUUUUACAUGACAUUUUAUGACAAACAAAAUGUUCCUUAAAAAUUUGGAAAAAAAUUGCAUUCUGUUUUCUAUCGUUGAUUUUAUUUUUAGACGUUCUUCUCAUUAUAUUUGUAUCAUGCUACAUACACUGCCUGG